ACCGUCGCAGUCGAGGCGGUAUUUAUCUCGGAACGGGAGCAUCAGACAGGCGCCAACUUCGCUUCACCGAGCAUAUAAAGGCGACCUGUGCGGUGCUGGUCAUCUGUCUCUUCCCCUAUCCCCGCCACCACCACGCCAACACGCGACACGAUGUCCAUGGGGUUCCAGCAGCAGCAGCAGCUCGAGCUUAGUGAGGCAGCCAUCUACGGCCUCCCCAACGAACUCCUCGCAGAUAUAUUCGACACGACCGUGAAGAGCGUUCAGGGAAGCGCGGAGCUGGUGCUGGUGACGCUUGAGCAAGUAUGCCGACGAUGGCGGAGCGUGCUUCUGGCAACGCCGAUGUUGUGGACGUGCGUCACAAUACAACACCCUCGCGCGCGCCCACGCCAUCCGCUCAGCCGCAUGCGCGCAUACCUGACACGCUCCGGCGCGUGCCCGCUCGACGUUCGGCUGACCGAUUCUGACGACGCCGACGCCUUCUUGCCCUUCCUUCUACCCCAUAUUGGCAGAGUUCGUUACCUUGCCAUUGACGGAAGGACGGUAGAAGGCCUCCAUCGCAUCGCGGCCUUCCUUCGUGACCUUGCUGCGCCCGAACUGCUAUACUUGAAGUUUACGCUCAACUUCCACACGCCUCCUUUGGCCGUUCAGCAGGCUUUGAUGCCUAUGACCGUGUUCGCUGGUGGCACGCCGAGCCUGACGCAUGUACACAUCCAGCUGUCCGGCGCGCUCGACGUCUUUCCUCUGCACAUUCCCGAAAACACGGCAUCGUUGAAAAUUACACCAUAUCCGACGACAGUAGCGUCAGCAUGCCUCCAUAGCGCCUUGGACGUCGUCCAUAACCUCACGGAAAUCUUCGUUCACGGUCAGCUAAUUCCAGUGAACACAUCCGCGUACGGAAUGGACACCAUCGAGGCACCCCGUCUGCGUCGACUCACGCAGGUCGUCGGUCGUCGGCGCAGCACUUCUUUUUGGCCCGCCGUCCUGUGCGCGCCGAUGCUCGAGCACAUCACCUUGUACGCGCGGGAGAGAAAGGAUCUGGAGGGCUUCCUUAGCGACGCGCCCGUGUCCUUCGAGGACCUCGCCAUCCCCGAGCAACCCAUGCUUCGCUCGCUCACCAUCGCCACCAAACACUACAAACACCACCGUUGCGACAAUCCACCCUGGCGCGGCUGCGAAGCUCUCCGCAUCUGCGGCCACCUGCACAGCGUCCUCGCGACCGUGCGCCAUCUCACCCUGGUCAACGUCUGCAGGGGCGGGGAGGUGCUUGCGGAUAUGCUGGCAAGGACGCCGGAGGGGCAGCGGAUGCCGAAUCUGGGGGUGGUGGAGGUGUCGUCGCCGUCAAUGGAUUGGGAGCGGCUUUGCGGGAUGCUGGACUUGCGAAGGGAUGCAGGAUACCCGUUGCGUGUGGUUGGUAUCACUCCCGCGGCGGUCGAGGAGGGCGCGGAUCACCUAUGCUCGAGGAUGGAGGUCAUACGAGAGUUUUCAGAGACCGAGGCUUUGAGAGAUCCGUUCGCUGACGGGCAAGUUAUGGAUGGUCUAUAGAGCGGUCA
Messenger RNA from Schizophyllum commune H4-8, 1550 nucleotides. RefSeq lists its product as uncharacterized. Gene Ontology annotation, molecular function: protein binding. Bases 151 to 1542 code for a protein of 463 amino acids. Lineage: Eukaryota; Fungi; Basidiomycota; Agaricomycetes; Agaricales; Schizophyllaceae. The record is from RefSeq and is a predicted model, not a curated record. The transcript has 2 exons.